Polyodon spathula (Mississippi paddlefish) is the source of this 2934-nucleotide messenger RNA. RefSeq names its product signal recognition particle 54 kDa protein. NCBI's taxonomy places the organism in Eukaryota, Metazoa, Chordata, Actinopteri, Acipenseriformes, Polyodontidae. Gene Ontology annotation, cellular component: cytosol; signal recognition particle, endoplasmic reticulum targeting. The transcript is spliced from 17 exons. Gene Ontology annotation, molecular function: endoplasmic reticulum signal sequence receptor activity; ATP hydrolysis activity; GTPase activity. Bases 293 to 1807 code for a protein of 504 amino acids. Gene Ontology annotation, biological process: SRP-dependent cotranslational protein targeting to membrane; SRP-dependent cotranslational protein targeting to membrane, translocation. The record is from RefSeq and is a predicted model, not a curated record.
UGGUCGGGGUCAGAUUUUAAUGGUGACGUUUCUAUGUGGUCUUGGAUAGAAGAAGUUUAGUGCUUGUCCAGAUUCUGCUGGGCACUACUACGACUGCUGGUAAUCGGAGUAUAAAAGCCCAGGAUUGCCCCUUGCUCCUGUUGUCUCCCCACAUAACGCCCCAUGGGUUACCGUAUGGAUUGAGUCCGAGGAUCUUCGUACUGAACAGUCGAACAGGCCUUACUAUUUUCUGAUUCAGUUGUGUUUACAAUUGCGUGUUCACCGGAUUAUUGGUUUUUAAGAAGUUGUCAAAAUGGUGUUGGCUGAUCUUGGAAGAAAAAUAACGUCGGCGUUGCGGUCGCUGAGCAAUGCAACAAUCAUCAAUGAAGAGGUUUUAAAUGCCAUGCUGAAAGAAGUCUGUGCGGCAUUACUAGAAGCAGACGUAAAUAUAAAACUAGUUAAGCAGUUAAGAGAAAAUGUCAAGGCAGCGAUAGAUCUUGAAGAAAUGGCCUCUGGUCUUAACAAAAGAAGAAUGAUACAGCAUGCAGUUUUCAAAGAACUAGUCAAGCUUGUUGAUCCGGGAGUCAAAGCGUGGACACCAACGAAAGGAAAAAAUAAUGUCAUCAUGUUUGUUGGUCUUCAGGGGAGUGGAAAAACAACAACCUGUUCAAAGUUGGCAUAUUACUAUCAAAGGAAAGGGUGGAAGACAUGUUUGAUAUGUGCAGACACAUUCAGAGCAGGUGCUUUUGAUCAGCUGAAACAGAAUGCAACAAAAGCAAGAAUUCCUUUCUACGGCAGUUACACAGAGAUGGACCCAGUUAUUAUAGCUGCAGAUGGUGUGGAAAAGUUCAAAAAAGAAAAUUUUGAAAUAAUAAUCGUUGAUACCAGUGGUCGUCAUAAACAGGAAGACUCCUUGUUCGAAGAAAUGCUUCAGGUUUCCAAUGCUGUGCAACCAGAUAACAUUGUGUAUGUGAUGGACGCAUCUAUUGGUCAAGCUUGUGAAGCACAAGCCAAAGCUUUCAAAGAUAAAGUAGAUGUGGCGUCUGUGAUUGUGACCAAACUGGAUGGACAUGCAAAGGGAGGAGGUGCUCUCAGUGCUGUUGCUGCCACCAAAAGUCCUAUCAUUUUCAUUGGUACUGGAGAGCACAUUGAUGACUUUGAGCCAUUUAAAACCCAGCCCUUCAUCAGCAAACUUCUUGGUAUGGGAGACAUUGAGGGAUUGAUAGACAAAGUCAAUGAACUUAAGCUGGAUGACAAUGAAGAGUUGAUAGACAAGUUGAAACAUGGUCAGUUUACAUUGAGAGACAUGUAUGAGCAGUUUCAAAACAUCAUGAAAAUGGGGCCUUUUAGUCAGAUCAUGGGCAUGAUUCCAGGAUUUGGAACAGAUUUCAUGAGCAAAGGUAAUGAGCAGGAGUCAAUGGCCAGGCUGAAGAAACUAAUGACAAUAAUGGACAGUAUGAAUGACCAAGAGCUGGACAGUAAAGAUGGUGCCAAGCUUUUCAGCAAACAGCCUAACAGAAUUCAGAGAGUGGGACGAGGAGCUGGCGUUGCCACCAGAGAUGUACAGGAACUUUUAACACAGUAUACCAAAUUUGCACAGAUGGUGAAAAAGAUGGGCGGCAUCAAGGGACUCUUCAAAGGUGGUGAUAUGUCCAAGAAUGUCAACCCAUCACAGAUGGCAAAAUUGAAUCAACAAAUGGCAAAAAUGAUGGACCCCAGAGUUCUUCACCACAUGGGUGGCAUGGCUGGGCUCCAGUCUAUGAUGAGACAGUUUCAGCAAGGUGCUGCAGGCAACAUGAAAGGCAUGAUGGGAUUCAACAAUAUGUGAAGACAAAGCCAUAAUAAACUGUCAUUAAACCUUAUUUAAAAGCAAUCUUAUUUUAGGAAACAGGAGUUGUGGUGGGGUAUGUUUCAGUGUUUUACUACCCAACAGUCUGAAUUAGUUCAAAUAACUGAACAAAUGAAUCACUACUCACUUUAAACAUUUCAGUGGUAUUAAUGCACAAAUAGGUACAGUGUCUCUUAUGACGCUGUAGUCUGGAGCCAUAGUUAAGAGACCUUGCUAUUUGUGUUCCACCUUAUAAUGAGAAUACUAGUGUUAGUGUAAUGGCAUUAUGGGAGAAAUGGGAGUCAUGACCAUACUGUCUUCUAACCUGUUCCUGAGUAUAAAGGGAGAGCGCUGUACUUGGAACAGAUUUUUAAUUUUUUUUUUGAAAAAUUAUAUUUCCUCUUAAUUGCAUUUAAUUUAGUCUGGCUGUAAUAGGCAGGCAAUAUAAAAAUUAAGUAAAAUGGGGCUUUAGUGCAUUACAUUAUUUUGUCAUCAAAUGGGAUGUAUAAUAAAAUUUAAGAUUUGUAAGUUAUUCUUUUCAUUUGCUUUCUUUUAUGUUACUGUUUAUAAAACUAUAAUGACCAGGGCAUAACUGAAAUUUAUGUUUUAUUUAAGAGGCUAUCCUCCUAAAAAUAUUUUAAAUAAACAAAAAUUUGAAGUAACUGCCAAUGUAGUACUUUUUACAAAUAGCGACUGCCUCUUUCCUUAUGUAUUCUUCAGUGGUCAUUUCAGAACAUGACAAACACACACAGUAUUUAUGCAUGGGCUGGAUGUAGGUUCAAAACUGGUUUUACUUCUCAUAAUACUGCUGGCUCCUAAUGAUUUGUAAUAUCACCUUGGUGUGGUGUUUACCAUUUUCACCUAUGGAGCAGACGCUGAUUCAUAAUUAACGAGCAUGAAUUACAAUGAAACUUGCCACUACUUUGUAGUCACUCCCUAUGCAUCGCCUUAAAACCUUUAAAUAACCUUUGCUUUACGUAUGAAUUUGUCAAGACAUGUUACAAAUGAAGUUGUGGCUGGAGAAAUGGAGUUUACCUGAUUCAGGCUGAAAAGCUCAUGAAAAUGAAAUGUUGAAAAAAAAAAGUCCCUCUGCUCUACCCAUCAUUAAUUAAAUAUUUUUAGUUUUG